UAAAAUGUCAUUUCCACGCCCCUCGACCAGAUAAGCCCCUCUUUUCCCGGUUUCCAGAUAAUAAUACGUGCAGUGGCACUAGACUAGAUAUCUAUCUAUCUACUCUAAGUCGUCUAACGCACUCUGGGCAACCUGGCACGCGCCCACUAGCGGCAGAAAAAAAAGGGUCAUAAAGAGGGCCUGGACCCCUUUUUUUUUUUAACCCGAACUUUCCCUGGCCACCGCCAGUGCCAUAAAUAAAUGGAUGAAUGAAAUUGAGUGAAUGACUGGGUCUGUCUGGGUCUGGGUCGGACUCAGGGGUCUCGUCUCGUCUGUCAUACUACUCAUGGGGCGUCUUGGCCAGGGCCUGCGAUCCGCCCUUGCGGUGGUCGCUGUCGCUGGAGGUUUGUUGAAACUCGUCGCCGCACAGGACUGUUAUGCCAAUUCGACCAUUAAUGGGUACACGUUUGAUGUAGAUAACUUCUACUCCCAGGAUCAGUUGGAUGAUUUCGCCCAGAACUGCACCACGCUGUUUGGUGACGUCGGGUUCGGGUCCAAUUUCACAGGGUCGGCCGUGCUGCGCAAUCUGCAGAACAUCACCGGCCUCGUCACCGUCGGGUCCAAUUUGACCUCUAUCGAGUUCCCGGAUUUGCUGUCGCUCGGGGGCCUCGAUGCCUCCUCAUCCCUCUUGCGAGUGGUUUCCCUGCCCCUGCUGGAGAGGGUUAAUGAUAUCGACGUCGAGGAAGCGCAGUCCUUGAAUUUUUCUUCUCCGAACGUGCUCAAUGCCAGCUCUAUCAAACUCACGGGACAAAUAUCUGCUCUGGAUUUCAGUCAUCUGGACACCGUCUUCUCGGAACUGUAUAUCGAUGGCAGCUCCUUGAAGAAGUCUUUCAAUGUCAGCCUCCCCGCUUUGAGAAACGCCAGCGAUGUAGAGAUCUCUGGCAAUCUGUCGAGUCUGUCGCUCCCUCUGCUUGCCACGGCCGGAAGCAGCUCCCAACAAGCAGGUCUCACACUCUAUAACUCUGGAAAGCCCAUCAAUAUGAGUCUCCCGUCUCUCAGCAACGUUAACGGCACGCUUUCGUUGGAUGGAGGUAUUGCGGGAAUCUACCUCCCAUCCCUGCUCAACACAACAGCAGACCUCGUGGUCGACACCUCCAGCAGCCUCGCCGUGUAUCUACCCUCGCUCAUUGGAGCGAACAAAAUCAGCCUCGAGGGCGCAAUAUCCUCCGCAAACUUCUCCUCGCUCGAAUACUUCACCAGCUUCGACAUCCAAUCCAACAUCUACAUCGACUGCGCCACCUCCCUACCAUCGAACCGCACCCACCAGGGCGAAACCAGCUGCUCUGGCGCCGCCAAGCCGACGAAUAAUUCGGGCCGCGCGAUCAGCAUCGGCGUCGGUGUGGGCGUGGGAGUCGGCGGUGGCAUCGGGCUGAUCAUUAUCGUCAUCUGGGUUUACCGCAGGAAUCUCAAGCAUAAGAAGAGGGCGAGUGAGGCGGUCGCCAAUCUGGAUGUGUAUGGGUUGCAGGAGCAGACGCAUUCGGCUGCCGUGGCUGUGGAGAGGCCGAAUACGGAUCCGCCGCCUUAUUCGAGGUAUUAGUUGGUUACUAUGUAUAUUCUGAGACUUUAUUGGAUAAUGUUAGAUUUAUUUUUUG
Molecule: messenger RNA, 1631 nt
Organism: Aspergillus heteromorphus CBS 117.55
Lineage: Eukaryota; Fungi; Ascomycota; Eurotiomycetes; Eurotiales; Aspergillaceae
Exons: 6
Coding region: 326-1576 (416 amino acids)
Source: RefSeq, a predicted model, not a curated record